GUCCCAAAUGGCAGGCAUGGUCCGAAGCUAUUUCGACAGCCAGAAGCGCAGGCAGGGAGGCAGUUGGCACAAAUAAUCGUGGAUCAGCUAACAAGUCACUGGCUUCCAGGGACAAUCGCGGCCUAUUCUUCCAUGAGAAAACGAUUCCAGGAUUUCGCAACAACGUUGAAGAUCGAUAAAUCACAUCUGGGAAAAAUACGGAAUCUUUUUCUGGCCCAUUUGAUCAAUGAGAAUCAGUUAAAAGCUCUCCCAAUGGCGGUAGCCGCGCUCAACUUCUUCUAUGGGCACCUAGAAAGGGGAGAAGCGGACCUCCAGAAGCUCCUCAUUGAUUCGGCCAAGAAGCAAACCCCUGCGGUAAGGCACAAGGAGAAGGCUACCGAUGAAGAUAUCGAUAGAGUGGUAAACUGGGCCCUGAAUAUCGAUACUCCUAAGACGAUAGAGGAUUCUUGCAUCAUAUUAUUGUCGUUCAUAGCUUUCCUCAGGAUUAGCGAGACAGCAGCCGUGCGAAAGGAACAUCUCGAAAGGAAAAGUACCGAAGUCUGGUGGCUGCUUAUUCCGAAAUCGAAAACAGAUCAGAUAAAAAGGGGUACGACCGUGGCAUUCAGAGUGCAGGGCAAUCGUGCGGUUCUCUGGAAUAAGUUCAUGGACCGUUUUCUUUUCGACGCGAUUCCGCGACAGCCCCUUCUAAAGUCCGAUUCGUUGCGAAGACGGAUAAAAGAUGUUCUUCGAAGUUGCGGUCUGCAUGAUAGAGGCCUAACAUCGCAUUCAUUCCGUGGUGGAGCAGCAACGGCUGCUAUGAGAAGAGGAGUUAAAUAUGAGGACAUAAAAAGAGUAGGACGAUGGAAGUCCUCAAACUCAAUGAUGUAUUAUUUGGAGCCAACGCCGAUAUAA
Ostertagia ostertagi is the source of this 891-nucleotide messenger RNA. The record is from the annotation of a GenBank genome assembly. Lineage: Eukaryota; Metazoa; Nematoda; Chromadorea; Rhabditida; Trichostrongylidae.